AUGGCACCCCGAACCAAAGCAGAUGCGAAUCUCCUCUUCCUCUUUGUGUGUCUGCAGCACGUAGGCGAUGGCUCGAUUGACUUUCGGGCCGUAGCUGAAGCUACCAACCUAAACGUUCCAGCCGCACGCAUGCGCUACACUCGCCUGAAGAAAGCUCUUGAUACCGAGAUCAUCAACGGAGCUGUCGAUCUGACCAAAACUGGCGACUCUGGUGAUGCAUCUGAGCCCUCGUCGUCUCCAGCCAAGACAGCGACUCCCGUGAAGAAGCAGCGGGCAUACAAGCGUAAGAAGACACAUUCAAGUUUGAUAUUUACGGGGGCGAAGACACCAUUGCCCAAGAGUGAUUGA
Messenger RNA from Aspergillus tanneri, 348 nucleotides. RefSeq lists its product as uncharacterized. The record is from RefSeq and is a predicted model, not a curated record. The coding region runs from base 1 to 348 and encodes 115 amino acids. The transcript is spliced from 2 exons. Lineage: Eukaryota; Fungi; Ascomycota; Eurotiomycetes; Eurotiales; Aspergillaceae.